UUUACCGUGAAGCGCAUGUGUCACGCUAGCCUCCGCUGUCACGUGACCGCUCUAGGACGUAGUCUAUCUUUUGACACAAAUAUUGAACUAUGCGAUCAUUCAUCGAACUCGACAUUUGCGGGAACAGGAGCUGAUCUGUGUUGGACCAGAGAAUGUGGAAAGUUGUGUGGGCAACACUGCUGCUCCUGGCCACUGUGUGUGCCCAGAGAGGCUAUGCCAAGGAGACCAAGGGAGCACCGAAGGUGGGGCACGUGUCAGUGGUCAUAGUGGGAGGUACAGGUGACUUGGCUAAGAAGUACCUGUGGCAGGGCUUCUUCCAUCUGUACGCUAACCAGGUGAGUAGCGGCUACAGUUUCUCCUUUUAUGGCGGAGGCCUGUCGCCCAACGAUAAGGCCACGCCGAUCCUGUUUGAGGCGCUAAAGGGAGUGGUCUGUCCUCGGGAGCUGUCUGUGGAGCGCUGUGCCCUGGUGAAGGAGCAGUUUCUGAAGCUGGCAGACUAUUGGCAGCUGAAGACUUCAGAGGACUACCAGGCCCUGGGCAAACACCUGACAGAGCAGCUGACGCAGGAGGGCAUAGUGGAGGCAGGCAGGCUGUUCUACCUGUCAGUGCCAGCCUUCGCUUAUGCGGACAUUGCAGAAAGGAUCAACAACAGCUGCAGACCGACCGACGGGGCGUGGUUGAGGGUAGUGCUGGAGAAACCGUUUGGCCAUGAUUUCAGUAGUGCCCAACUACUGUCCACUCAACUGGGUACCUCCCUUAAGGAUGAGGAGAUGUACAGGAUCGACCACUAUUUAGGGAAGCAGGUUGUCUCUAAGAUUUUGCCAUUCAGAAGGGAGAACAGUAAGCACCUGGAUCCUAUCUGGAACAAGCACCACAUUGAGAGAGUGGAGAUUGUACUGAAGGAGACCCUGGAUGCCAGAGGUCGUAUUCCCUUCUAUGACCAGUAUGGUGUGAUCAGAGACGUGAUACAGAACCACCUGACUGAGGUCAUGACCCUUCUGACCAUGGGGCUCCCAGCCAACCUGAGUGACGUGAAGGAGGUCCUCAGGAACAAGCUGAAGAUCUUCAGUGCCUUGCAGCACCUGGACAGGAACUGUGCUACCAUUGGUCAGUACCAGAACUACAAUCUAGAGGUACAGGAAGAACUGAACAAAACAAAGGAGUACUACAGCCUCACCCCCACCUUUGCUGGUAUCAUGGUGCAUAUUGACAUAGCCCAGUACGAGAAAAUGCCAAUCAUCCUGACCUCAGGGAAGAUGCUGGAUGAGCGCUUAGGCUAUGCUCGCAUUUUGUUCAAGAAUGACAUCUUCUGUGUCCAGAGCCACAGCAGCGUCCACUGCAAGCCCAAGCAGAUUGUGUUCUACUUUGGCCACGGCACUCUGCAGUACCCAGCCAUUCUCGUGAGUAAGAACCUGUUCAAGCCAGACCUGAUGGACACUGAGUGGAAGGAGAUAACGGAACACAAAGAUGUCAGUGUAUUAGGUAUGCCCAUCUCUGACUACUAUGUGCUGACACCAACGGUACAGAGAGAGGCUUACGCAGAACUCAUUUUGCACAUCUUCCAAGGCCGGAAGGACAGCUUUAUCAGUACUGAGAACCUGCUGGCCUCCUGGGGUUUCUGGACUCCUCUCCUGCACGGUCUGGCCAAAACCUCCCCCCGCCUGUACCCCGGGGGAGCGGACAAUGGCAACAUGCUGGACUUCAAACUGUUGGGACGGGAGGUGACCUUCGCCAACGAAGCUGUGGUCAUGAUCACCCAAGACCACAUGGGCGGGUCUGGGACGGAGAGCUUCCAGGUGAUGCAGGGGAAGUACCGCAGCGCUGAAAUGGUGUCUGCCUGGCCCGAGGAGCUCAUCGUGCGGCUGGCCGCAGACCUGCAGGCUUCAGCGGAGAAAGCGGUAAGGGAGGGGGGCCGCUUCCAUCUGGCCCUCUCUGGGGGUUCCAGUCCCCUAGCUCUGUUCCAGAGGCUGGCCCGCCACCACUACUCCUUCCCCUGGAGGGACACCCACGUUUGGAUGGUGGACGAGCGAUGCGUGCCUCUCACAGAGUUGGACUCCAACUUCCGCACCCUGCACGACCACCUGCUCCAACACGUGAAGAUGCCCUAUUUCAACAUCCACCCCAUGCCGGUGCAGAUGAACCAGCGGCUGUGUGUGGAGGAGGAUAGUGGAGCGCUGCUCUAUGAGAGAGACAUCAACCAGCUGGUUAAUGCCUCCAGCUUCCACUUUGUCCUUCUAGGAGUGGGCUACGAUGGCCAUACCGCCUCCCUCUUCCCAGGCAGCAAGCUUGACGCCCAUGGGGACAGUCUGGUAGCCCUCACCGAGAGCCCAGCCAAGCCUCACCAGCGUAUGAGCCUCACCCUCAGGGCUAUCAACCAGGCCCAGAAAGUAGGUGUGCUGGUGAUGGGUAAGAGCAAACAUGAGCUGGUCACCCAGCUCAGCCGAGUCAAGGACAACCCAAACAAGUGGCCCAUCACUGCUAUCCGGCCGACCAGUGGCAGGCUAGUAUGGUACAUAGACUAUGAUGCUCUUUUAGGAUAGCGAACAGCUGCUUUUGGCUCUGUGAUACUGUAGCAAUGAAAUGAUGUACAUUUAAAUGGAAAUGAAUGAUUUGCUGUAAUUUUACUAUUUUGCUGUAUUUUGACCAAGAAUGUAAAGUAAUGAUGAAGUUCUGUUGAUUCUGGGCACCUUAAAGUAUGGAAGUACAUAUGGUAUACUGGCAUAUAUUUUAUUUUUCAAUAUACAGGAUGUAGGGGCUCAUGUGAUAUGUUUGUGUGUGUGUGUAUGUGUGUGUGGGGUUGUAUAUUUACCAAAUGGACAUCUCAGGAAAGCAAAGUGGAUAUGGAAGUUUGUUAGUCUUUAAUCAUUACUCAUGAUCUGAAUAACUAUAUUUUAUUUAGUUGUAAAAACAGUAUAUAUUUCACACAAAGCUACCCAUUCCACACUGAACCUGCAUAGAAUAGUAUUGUUAAAAGGGGACUUUAAACCGUGAAAGACCAACAAUUUUGGUUAAAAUUUCAUUCAAUGAAAAUGACCCUAUGGUAAAUGGAUUUGGAGUUUUUGCUCCUAUGGUCGACAGAUAAUGUAGUCUAUAGCCAUGUAUCAUUGUAUUUGUGCCUCAAUGACAAUUGAAAUCAAAAUGCAUAAUGUACUGUCCAGUACAUUAAAUGACAUAAAAAAGCAUAUUAUGAUCCAUUGCUGCCUUUGUUUUAAUCUAUGCUUGUGGAUAAAAAAAAAAAUAAUACAAUUAUCUAAUGUAUUAUUUGAUAUCUAUGAGAAAUGUACAAUUUCCACAGCCUUUGACCUAAUGUGUGUAUUCUCCCCUAUGAGCCAGUCCAGUAGUUCCUAAUACUUCCUCUUUUAAAGACAUGCUCUGUUACUUUGGCGACUUAGAAAUUAUUUUUUAAACCUCUCGCUUUGGGCUGUAUGUGUCAAUCUGUAGUUCAUACAUGCAGAAUUACUGUCUUAGCCACAAAAUCCCUAGUUUGAAAGUGAUUGUUUUCUUGAACCUGUGCAGUGCCAUUUUCCCUACAUUUCCCCCUCUUGGGCCAGCCCCGUAGCAAUUUCAGUUCUAGCCAAUGAGCUUCAGCCCCUCACAUUUGAGUGACAGCUAGCAAGAGGCCUGCCCGGCAUUAUCCAAUGAGGUUGCAGGGUGGGCUCAACUUCUCAGUGGACACAGCAGAGAAUGAGCAAUGACGUGGUCUGAAUAAGUUAUGUUAUGUUAUGUUGUAUGCAAUUUUCGGCGACCACUUUUUGCUCAUGAGUGCUACUUUCAGAACUACUGGCUAAAAAGUAUACAAAAGUAUCAGAGAAUCUCUUAAUGUGAGUGAAAUGGGGCUUACAAGAUGUCGUUGAUGUUUUAUUUGUCACAUGCACAAGUACAGUGAAAUGCUUAACUAAGUUGUGACCUUCCAACUUUGAUACUGUGAGUCUCCUCGUUUGAGAUGUCCUUCACUGGCAUUCACACAGAUUGGCUCACUGCACAACAUUUGAUUUCAAAGUGUGUAACUGAGUUCAUCAAUGUUUUAUUUGUGGAUUGAAUUAGGAGAGUUCCUCUUACGUAAAGGGCCUUUUUAGGAUAUUGAAAUGGAUUUAAAAUGGGUUGAUGAAGUUUAGUUCAACCGCUUCACUGCGUUGCCUUAAUUCAUUAUACGGACAGGUGUAUGUUAAUAUAUAUGUAUUAGCUGAAGGUUAUUUUGCCUGGGAAAAAGAUGUAAUUAGGUUUCAAUUUGAUGUUUGCACAUACAAAUGUUAUAGCACUUGAUUAUUCUGAAUGCUGUAAGUGAAGGUGUGGUUUGUUCCUUAUCACUUUGGGGUUCAAACAGUCUAUGAAUAAAUGAUUUACAAUUGUUUAUUUUUCUACAUAUGGGGACCUAACACCAUUUUUCUACAUACUGUACACACAUGGAAUUAAUGUAACAGUUAAUCACUGUUUUACCACAAGGAAAUAAACUACAGCUUUCACAACC
Salvelinus namaycush (lake trout) is the source of this 4468-nucleotide messenger RNA. RefSeq names its product GDH/6PGL endoplasmic bifunctional protein-like. Lineage: Eukaryota; Metazoa; Chordata; Actinopteri; Salmoniformes; Salmonidae. The coding region runs from base 153 to 2540 and encodes 795 amino acids. Gene Ontology annotation, biological process: pentose-phosphate shunt; glucose metabolic process; pentose-phosphate shunt, oxidative branch. Gene Ontology annotation, molecular function: NADP binding; 6-phosphogluconolactonase activity; glucose-6-phosphate dehydrogenase activity. The record is from RefSeq and is a predicted model, not a curated record. The transcript is spliced from 5 exons. Gene Ontology annotation, cellular component: endoplasmic reticulum.